Messenger RNA from Trichophyton rubrum CBS 118892, 1326 nucleotides. Its product is annotated as zinc finger-containing protein ZPR1. The transcript is spliced from 3 exons. NCBI's taxonomy places the organism in Eukaryota, Fungi, Ascomycota, Eurotiomycetes, Onygenales, Arthrodermataceae. Gene Ontology annotation, cellular component: nucleus; cytoplasm. The record is from RefSeq and is a predicted model, not a curated record. The coding region runs from base 1 to 1326 and encodes 441 amino acids. Gene Ontology annotation, molecular function: zinc ion binding.
AUGGCCAGCGGGGAUAACAACGCCGUGCCCCGCGCUGACGAAGAGACCAUGAAGGUCGUUCAGAAUGACGAUGACCUGGGGCUUGUCGAUGUAGAGAGCAUGUGUAUGAACUGCCAUGACAAUGGUUCUACCAAAUUCCUCCUGAUCAAGAUCCCCUUCUUCCGCGACGUCCUCCUUGAAUCAUUCGAGUGUCCUCACUGCGGCUACAAGAAUAAUUCUAUCAAAGCUGCCGGCGAGAUCCAGGAGCAUGGCACGAAGUACACCCUGGAGAUCCAUGACAAACGCGACUUUGACCGCCAGGUCGUCAAGGGUGAUAGCUCGGUCUUCCGCCUCGAAACUCUCGGAAUAGAAAUGCCAACUGGUGAGGGACAGCUUACCAAUAUCGAAGGUCUCCUCACCAAGAUCCAGACCCAGCUCGAAAGCGAACAACCACUGCGCAAAACCGCCGACCCGGCCACCUACCAGGCGCUCGAUGAAAUCCUCCAGAAGCUUGCUAAGAUGAUCAACGGUGAAUCGUUCCCAUUCACAGUGACCUUGGAAGAUACCACUGGCAACUCUUGGAUCGCUCCUGCACCUUACGAUGAGGGUACCAGAUACAAGCGAAAGGAAUUCCAGCGUACCAAGGAACAGAAUGAGGCCCUCGGCAUUGGCAUCGGCGAAGAGGAUCAGGCCGGUCAGGUUUCGGGGGACCCUAACGACCUUGACAUUGUCGACGGAGAUGUGUACUCUCUCCCAACCCACUGUCCUGGCUGCGCGAAAGCUUGUGUUGUCAACAUGCAGAAGACCGGAGGUGCCAUCCCUGAUAAAGGAAAGCGAAUUAAGCUGCAAGUGGAGUCCAUUGAAGAUCUGUCUAGAGAUAUCCUCAAAUCUGAGACUUGUGUCCUGAAGAGCGACGACCUUGGUCUCUCUGUCCAACCUGGCACACUUGGCGGCAGAUUCACUACCGUCGAGGGUCUGCUUACGCAAAUUCGUGACCAGCUGCACGAACAGAUCUUCGAUUUUGGCGAUGAGGACCUGGCCCCAGGUGACUCCAUGCCUGUACCAGAGAAGGAUCGAUGGCAGCAAUUUUUUGACAAGCUCGACGCCGCUAUCAAGGGAGAGCAAAAAUUUUCUAUCACCCUCGAAGAUCCCUGUGCAAACAGCUAUGUCCAGAAUCUUUUCGUACCAGAACCAGACCCACAACUGGAGGAGGAAGAAUAUACCCGUACCGAAGAAGAGGAAGAAGAUCUUGGUCUUAAGGACAUGAAGACUGAGGGGUAUGAAGAAGAGCAUAGACUUGCACAAGAAGCGGAGAAGGCAGCAAAAGCGGCAGAGGAAGCAGCUUAA